Molecule: messenger RNA, 6275 nt
Organism: Rhipicephalus sanguineus (brown dog tick)
Lineage: Eukaryota; Metazoa; Arthropoda; Arachnida; Ixodida; Ixodidae
Gene: bma
Product: SCY1-like protein 2
Exons: 23
Coding region: 1292-4018 (908 amino acids)
Biological process (GO): protein phosphorylation
Molecular function (GO): protein kinase activity; ATP binding
Source: RefSeq, a predicted model, not a curated record
GUAACUCUCUCUUUGACUAGAGUGUGUUUGUUGCACGGUGCUUUGCCUGGUGUGUGGAGCCUAAACUGUGUUCCCUUUCCCGUGGGCGGCCACAAAAACGGCUUUCGUGACAAACCCGGUAACUGUCGACUAACUCGGCUGCUCUCGCUUGCAAGCAAGUUCGCCAUCGGUGGUUUCCGCAGGCUGGUCGAGUGUGACCGCGGUCACAAAAGGAGUCUUCAGCAAAACGUCACAGUUGACGCGUUCAGCAAAAAGCGUCACCAAACACCACUUUGAGAAACAAAGACAAACACUUCGAGCGGUGCUUCGGGAAGUUGCUUAUUCGUGUCCGCGAGAAUUGCGAGCAACAAUUUUAUCGUCGUCCCGCAUUGGAACGAAGCAGUCGACGGCCGUGAGACGCAGGCAACAAGUGGCCCUCUCUGUGGAACCACGAAUUCGUAUUGCAUCGCAUCUUUGAGCGGGUGCCCAUCGUAGUUCGACUCUGUGGUGACAACGGCGAAGAAUCGCGUUUCGUUUUCCCCGAGCAGUGAUAUAAACGACGGACGCAUCAGAAGGCAUCGUCGAGAACAACGUCUUAUGUUCGAGGGUGUUGGAAAGUGCUUCAUUGUGGAUUAGCCUUGUGCGACAUCUAACGCGACUAAAGUGCAAAAAGGAAAAAAGAGUAAUUUUUCUCCACUAUAUUUUUGUGUCGCAACGGGCAACAUCCUCAAACAACCGAAGAGAGGAAAGAAUCGACUCCAAAGGUGAGACCCAUAAAGAGGAGAGAGGAUCAAGAGACGUCACCGUGUCCACGUCGUCCAUCAGCGGUGAAGCCACAGUGAAAGCCGCUGAAGCAAUAACACUGUUACCUGUCUUCAUCACGAUCCCACCUCGCCACCUGUUGUGAGGAGAGAGAGACGGCAGAGCGCCCCUUAUGCGGCCGCCCCCGAAAGCAGCAGCGACGCAGCAUCAUCAGCAUCAGGAGCCCCAUCGAGAGCGACAGCAGCAUCAGCACCGGCGUCAUCGGCAUCGUCAGCACCGCCAGCGUCGGGUCCAGGGCCCAUCGGCCCACAGGGCCCCGUGAAAGGCCACCACCAUAUUCCCGAGGACGCCCAGCUCGCCGCAUGUGCUGCAGCUGGCGUCGGCUGCGGCCGCCGCCGGCUCGCCGCCGCCGUCGGCCGUGCCCGCGAGUGCGGCCACGCUGGCGGGAGUGGGCAGCCUGGCCGCGGGGGCGGCGCCCGGCGCAGCGGGCUCCCCCGCCACGCUGCCGCUGGCCGCCGACGAUCGGGGCAAGCUGCUGGCCGUGGCCGGCAUGCCCGUGAGCCCCAAAGGAGGACGCCGGCGCUCCGUCAUCGCCGAGCUGGUCAACCCGGGCGGGGGAGACAAGCUUCGCACACGGCCCGCCACGCCUUUGGAGGCGAACCCGAUCUCCCAGUUCUACGAGAUCGGUCGCCAGACCGCCUCAGCGGGACCCGAGCUCAUAUGGAAGAUCUACGACGCUCAGCGCAAGUCUGACAAGAGGGAGGCGUCGGUGUUUGUGUUCGAGAAGCGCGUCGCCGAAAAGCUGCACAAGCCCAAACGCAAGGAGACUGUGACCGAGAUCCUUCGCUUCAGUGUGAGGCAGCUGGAUCGCUUCAAGCACCCCAAAUUGCUCACCAUCUACCACCCCAUCGAGGAGGCCAGUGAAACGCUGGCGUUCGCCACGGAACCAGUUCUGGGUAGCCUUGCGAACAUCCUCAACUGCCUCGAGGAUCGCCUGCCGCAAUGUUUGCCGCAGGAAGUCAGGGACUACCAGUUUCUGGACAUCGAGAUCAAGUACGGACUCCUACAGCUCACGGAAGCGCUGUCGUUCCUUCACUACUCGUGCAAGCUGAUCCACCGGAACCUCUGCCCUCAGUCGGUGAUCGUCAACAAGCGUGGAACAUGGAAGCUGGCUGGCCUCGAAUUCACCGAGAAGUGCAGCGACACCGACCUGUUGAGUCCGGUGAACUGCCAGCCGUUCACGUCGAAGCUGCCCAAGAUGGGUCAGCCGGAUCUGGACUACACGGCCCCCGAGAUCCAGGCCACGUCGACGUGUUCUCCGCUUUCGGACAUGUUCUCGCUGGGCCUGGUCAUCUGCGCUCUGUUCAACAAUGGACGCUCGAUCAUCGAGGGGAACCUCUCCACCACCACUUACAACAAGCAGCUCGAAGUGCUCGAAGGCAGCUUGCACAACCUUUUGGACCGGGUGCCCCACCACCUCCAGGAGCCCCUGCAGGGACUGUUGCAGGUGGACCCCAGGCGGAGGCCCAACGCUCAAAACUUCUCCAUGAUCAAGUACUUUAUGGAUCCAGCUGUGCACGGACUACAGUACCUGGACGUUAUCCAGAUGAAGGACUCGACGCAUAAAUCCCAUUUCUACCACAACCUCAAGACGGCGCUGCCAAACAUACCAAAGAAACUCUGGUGGCAGCAUGUGCUCCCUUCGCUCAAGAUGGAGCUGCAGUCUCCCGAAGUGCUGGCGGCUGCCCUGCAGCCGCUGCUCUUCAUCAUCGAGGAGAGCACCGUGGACGAGUAUCAGACCAUCAUCUUGCCCAUCUUUCGCAGCGUCUUCGGCAUGCCCAAGUCUGUUCAGGCGACGGUAACGCUACUGGAGAAUCUCGACGUCCUGAUGAAGAAGACCCCCAAGACGGACAUCAAGGCGGACGUUCUUCCGAUGCUGUACAACUCGUUUGAUUCUACCACCCCGCAGAUACAGUGUGCAGCGAUGCACGCGAUAGCACAAAUUGCCGACUAUCUCGAAGAGAGCGCUGUGCGCAAAAUGGUGCUGCCGAGGACGAAGCAAGCUUUCGAGAACAACUCCGGAAUCAAGGUGCAGGCAAACGCUCUGACCUGCAUCGAAAAGAUCAUCGACAAGCUCGAGAAGACAGACAUCUUAGAUGAAGUCCUGCCCAUGUUGGGAAAGGCCAAGCUCCAGGACCCGGCGAUACUCAUGCCGGUUGUCCGGAUCUACAAGCACAUGCUGAGCGACAAGCGAUACGGACUAACGGUCAACCUUCUCGCCACCAAAGUGAUGCCAGCCCUUAUACCCGUCGUAGUCAGUCCAGCCCUGAAGCUAGAUCAGUUCACGAGUCUUAUAGAAUUACUCCAAGAAAUGCUCGAACACGUCUCUAAAAGCCAGCGAAACAAGCUCAAGUUGGAAAAGCUGUCGAUACCUUCGACGGACAUUGAAGCGACGCCGGACGAGGCACAACAACACCGGGUCGUGAGUCCGCCGGAUAGGCUGCCCGUGCAGACGCCCUACAACAUGGAGCAGCCAACAGGUUACCCUCACCGCCCACCUUCACUCCGCCUAGAGUCCCGACGGACGUCCAUCAGCAUGGACGACGUCGUCCGCAGGACCUGCAGUUCAGCUUCGUCGUCGCCAGACUCGAACCUGCUGCGCGUUCAGGCCACGCUCCCUGGGCGGAGGCACUCGGACAACACGAUCCAGCCCCCGAGGAUCCUGGUGGCCCCCUGUUCGCCCGAGGGCACCGUCAGCUAUACCCCGGGGGGCCUCCCCGUUCGCAGGCAUUCCAGUGUCGGGACGCAGGACUCGCGUUUUUCGGGAUUCUUCAGUUCGCCCAAGAUGGCGAGCCCCAACCUGGGCGUGGACUUCUUCAGCUCGAGCAGAGCCAACGUAAGGCGGUACUCCGCCGCUGCAGUGUGCGGCGCUGCAGGACUGCCCAACGCCGCCAACCAGGCUUCAAGCUUUCUGCAGCAGAUUGGCUCUGGUGUCCAUCUGCCAGUGCCGCUGCCAAGGGCCUCGUCGCCGACGGCGUCGCCCCACCACUCUCCGCGGUCGCCCCUGUCACCGCGCUCCUUGUCGCCGAGGUCGCCCCUCUCGCCACGCUCCCCGGCGUCGUCCAGGUCUCCGUCGUCGCGGUCUCCGUCGCUUCGGUCUUCGCCGCCCAGGACCUCGCCGGCGGUCUCGAGGUCGCCCUCGCCUCGGGCCUCGAGGAGACUCCUACCACAGCCCAGGAUCCCCUCGCCGGCCGUGGGCAACCCCACGCAGGCGUGAGCGCGACGAACGCUGGGUUUGUGACCCCCCCCCGUUUCUUCGUUUCCCUCGCUGCUACUGGUCUCAAGCAGCGAACCACUGACUACGCCGCUUCCAACAGCCAUAAAGGUGUGGGCUAUGUACGAUAGCGCAUUUGGAUCACACUUUGAGGCGAGCUCAACUGCGUCCUCAAUGGCUCAAUGUGGAAUGGCAGCUAGCUUCUAACCAAAUGGUUAACUACUCAAACCUUUUUAUAACGAAGCCGAAGCUGACACAGAAAUAACUUCGUUAUAUCUGAAAAUUUGUUAUAAACGUAUAUGCACAACACUGGAUCUAUUACAAGACUAUUCAUCAUUUACUUCGUUAUAACCGAUAAUUCUUUAAAUCCGUGUUCGUUAUAUAGAGGUUUGAGGGUAUUCCAUUGUCUAAGCGUUACGUACGUUCUGUCUCAGAAGAUCCUACGUCUUGACGUUGUAGUUGUCUGAGCGAACACAAGGCUACGUGUCAGCGCUGCUGUCGCUGUUCUUGGCUUGCUUUGUAGUCACUAAAAGCCUAGCCGCUCCAAUGGUCCCGAAAAAACAGCCAGAAGCUGGGACCCUGGCGCCACCAGAAGUCACAUGCCUGUCUCUGUUGUACCAGCGUCAAAUCGGGGAACUUUUGAGGCGAACUGUAGUUUUAUUAGCCGCCCUAUUCUGUUGGCCCAACGUAUGUUGCGUUCCUUGUCGAAGCGAGCCGAAGUCUACUUCUUUUCGCCUACGUGGAAGUGUUUAGCCCAGCUAUAAAGGUGCUUGUGACUCCUGCAGAUUGUCUUGUUCCAGCGGGAGAUAGCUGUCAAAGGCUUUGGAUUGUUGAGCUUGACGUAACUGUUAAAGGCGAACUUAGAUUGACUCCUUGUCAAGUGAUGACGCGGGUACCUUCAUUAAGUCAGCGUUUUACGUUAACCGAGCUAUCCUUAACGCGAAGCUCGCUUGACAUUGUGCAGUGCAGUUCAUGAUCAAAUGCGUGAAGGUUAGAGUUGAACACCAACAAGUUGUUCACAAAUUUCUUCUUGUUACACUUAAAGUGUGUCAGUACCAUCACUGUAUGUCAUGCUUUCUUACAUUUUGAUUUCUGCUGAUCUUUGUGCAGUGUAUUAGUUUAAGUCAAACGCCAUGGUCGUGAAGAAGUGUGUCCAGGAUCACAUGGAUAGUUAAGGAUGUUGCUUUAGCAAGGACGGCUUAACCAUCACGCUCUUUUCACAAGCAAAGAAAGCGCACAUCUCAUUUACGCAAUUAUCGGGAUUCACGGUAUUUGGCAAUGUUUGACACGCCGCUGGGUUUUUGUUGCAAUAUGAUAACCUGGUUACAGUGACUUCAAGCUGAACUUGGAUACAAACAACCUUAAGUGCGAGAUUCAUGUGCAGCGGAUAUCCUUUCUAGCUUGUAAACACCUGAUGAUACUCAAGUAGCAGCGCUUGUGAGAACACUCCUCACAGUGCUCACUUCUAGGAGUCGAGAUCUUGCAGCCUGAUUGUUCACCAUCCUGCUUUGGGUGGGUUGCACAUGAAGUAGCGAGUUAUAUUAUAGGUCGGUUCAGUCUCCAGCCUUAAUGUCUUUUGAAAGGCUCAGCUGUCGAUCUUUUCAUCUCCCUGUUAUUCGCAACGCUGGCCUCGAGUGCCACUCGUUGUUUUAUAUGCCCAACAGCAAACAAAAAAAAAAACAUAUGGGUUACCAGUAUGACUACAGUGACGAAACAAAAAACACUCACAGGGUCUCAUAACAGCGACUGACAUCGAUACCGUUCCUCUACAAUGUGUUGCGCUUGGAGCUAUAAAUAUAUUGUGGCCUAAAAAACUACCAGGGUGCGUAUUCUUCGUUGUCACGGCCCUCCUAUCAACACCGCGACAGCCGUCUUACACACAAAACAAUGAAUGCACAGGCCUAUAUAAACAACCACUAGAAUCUGUUGAAAGCUUCAACACUUCCUUACAUGUGACCGAAGUGAACGCUGUUGUGACCAUUCCUUUUUGCGUAAACGGCUCGUAAUAGAGAGCGAGCUUCGUUUAAGCCGUGAUGUGCACAGCCGUAACAUACGACUAGGCAUGUUCUCAGGGUGAACAAGGUAGUAUCUACAAAUCCACGUUUUCACACACUGUUCUCGCAGGAGAACGCUACCCUCAAUUGCUUAAUGACUACGAAUCACGCAUCUCGCUGCUAACUGCUCCAAUUAGUGGACAGCUUUCAGCCAACGUACGUGGCGAGGUCUAUUUCUUGGUCCGGUAAUACGCCGUCAGUUUAAA